AGCUCAUGUCAACCACCUCCUGGGUUGUGCUGCUGCUGGUUGCUUCCUUGGGACUCGCGUCGGGAACCGAUGAUGCUAAGGCCCAGCUGCACAAGAUAGCUCAAGACAAGAUCACCCAGCAUAUCUCGUCUGUUGUCCAUUCAGCUCCUUCUCCUGUGCACGGGUCAUCGACGCCGGAGCUGCAUCCGACAGUCUCCUCUCGCGCUGGACCAUCAAGCCUGGGGACCAACGACGACGACGACGACGACGAGCCUGGGCUGUCGAUGGAUGGAAGCGUCGGCAACGUCGGAGGGACUUACGGAGUGAUGAAGCACUUCGGGUCGGCGCUGGGCCUGAACAAGCUUGUGGCGAAGAACCAGAAGGACGAGAAGGCGAAGCCCGUGGCUAAGGCGUUGACGCAGUGGAUCAAGGCCAAAGAUCCGAAGACUGCAUGGAGCAAUGCGAUCGGUAUCGUGGGGUGCAUCGGAGGAACUGUGAUCUGUAUUACAGCGGUCGGGACUUACUUCAUUGCGAAAGCUGAGAACAAGAAGCUGAAGAAAGCAAAGAAGCAGUCGAACCUGCUCGGGGGAAGGUAUGGCGCCGUGAAGAAGGAGGCUGACUCUGAUGAUGAGCCUGCCCCUCAGUAUGAGCCGAUGCAGAUGACGGACAUCGUCUAGUGGACUGUGAAGAGAUCAGCAAACUUGGGUCGUCCAUGCAUCGUCCAUGGACAAGGGCGGUCUGCUCCGCAAGGAACCAGCGAUGCUGCUCCAGCCGUUCGAGCCUUUCUCCACCUCCUCCUCCUACUCCUCCUACUCCUCCUACUCCUCAUCCUCAAGAAGUUCUCUCAAUACAAUCGAACUGCCCCCACCA
Molecule: messenger RNA, 849 nt
Organism: Guillardia theta CCMP2712
Lineage: Eukaryota; Cryptophyceae; Pyrenomonadales; Geminigeraceae
Exons: 9
Coding region: 6-656 (216 amino acids)
Source: RefSeq, a predicted model, not a curated record